Bubalus bubalis (water buffalo) is the source of this 4389-nucleotide messenger RNA. It is a transcript of the gene TCF7L2, whose product is annotated as transcription factor 7 like 2. Gene Ontology annotation, molecular function: DNA-binding transcription factor activity, RNA polymerase II-specific; RNA polymerase II cis-regulatory region sequence-specific DNA binding. NCBI's taxonomy places the organism in Eukaryota, Metazoa, Chordata, Mammalia, Artiodactyla, Bovidae. Bases 533 to 2644 code for a protein of 703 amino acids. The transcript is spliced from 17 exons. The record is from RefSeq and is a predicted model, not a curated record. Gene Ontology annotation, biological process: regulation of transcription by RNA polymerase II; canonical Wnt signaling pathway. Gene Ontology annotation, cellular component: catenin-TCF7L2 complex; beta-catenin-TCF complex.
UGUGUUCCUCUCGCCCUGUCAAUAAUCUCCGCUCCCAGACUACUCCGUUCCUCCGGAUUUCGAUCCCCCUUUUUCUAUCUGUCAAUCAGCGCCGCCUUUGAACUGAAAAGCUCUCAGUCUAACUUCAACUCACUCAAAUCCGAGCGGCACGAGCUCCUCCUGUAUCUUCGGCUUCCCCCCCCCUUUGCUCUUUAUAUCUGACUUCUUGUUGUUGGUGGUGUGUUUUUUUUACCCCCCCUUUUUUUAUUUAUUAUUUUUUUGCACAUUGAUCGGAUCCUUGGGAACGAGAGAAAAAAGAAACCCAAACUCACGCGUGCAGAAGAUCUCCCCCCCCUUCCCCUCCCCUCCUCCCUCUUUCCCCUCCCCAGGAGAAAAAGACCCCAAAGCAGAAAAAAAGUUCACCUUGGACUCGUCUUUUUCUUGCAAUUUUUUUUUGGGGGGGGCAAAACUUUUUUGGGUUUUUUUUUUUUUUUUUUGGCUUUUCUUCCUACUUCAUUUUUCUUCCAAAAUUGCUGCUGGUGGGUGAAAAAAAAUGCCGCAGCUGAACGGCGGUGGAGGAGAUGACCUAGGCGCCAACGACGAACUGAUUUCCUUCAAAGACGAGGGCGAGCAGGAGGAGAAGAGCUCCGAAAACUCCUCGGCGGAGAGGGAUUUAGCUGAUGUCAAAUCGUCUCUAGUCAAUGAAUCAGAAACGAAUCAAAACAGCUCCUCCGAUUCCGAGGCGGAAAGACGGCCUCCGCCUCGCUCCGAAAGUUUCCGAGAUAAAUCCCGGGAAAGUUUGGAAGAAGCGGCCAAGAGGCAAGAUGGAGGGCUCUUUAAGGGGCCACCGUAUCCCGGCUACCCCUUCAUCAUGAUCCCCGACCUGACGAGCCCCUACCUCCCCAACGGAUCGCUCUCGCCCACCGCCCGAACUCUCCAUUUUCAGUCCGGGAGCACACAUUACUCUGCGUACAAAACGAUUGAACACCAGAUUGCAAUUCAGAAAUGCGCCUUCUCUCCUGGCAUUCCCUGGCCACCUUCCCCGAGUCCCUGUCAGAGCCUCGCCACGUUCUGUCCUGACUUACCUGUGUAUCUUCAGAUGAAAUGGCCACUGCUUGAUGUCCAGGCGGGGACCCUCCAGAGCAGACAAGCCCUCAAGGAUGCUCGCUCUCCAUCGCCAGCCCACAUCGUUCAGUGCCCCCUCCCUUGCUGCACUCAGGGACAUGACUGUCAGCACUUCUACCCCCCCUCAGACUUCACUGUCAGCACUCAAGUCUUCAGGGACAUGAAAAGGAGCCACUCCUUACAAAAGGUUGGGGAGCCCUGGUGUUUGGAGUCGAACAAAGUGCCGGUUGUGCAGCACCCGCAUCAUGUCCACCCUCUCACGCCUCUUAUCACGUACAGCAAUGAACACUUCACGCCGGGAAACCCACCUCCACACUUACCAGCUGACGUAGACCCCAAAACAGGAAUCCCACGGCCUCCGCACCCUCCAGAUAUAUCUCCAUACUACCCACUGUCACCUGGCACCGUAGGACAAAUCCCCCAUCCGCUAGGAUGGUUAGUACCACAGCAAGGUCAGCCCGUGUACCCCAUCACGACAGGAGGAUUCCGUCACCCCUACCCCACAGCUCUGACUGUCAACGCUUCCAUGUCCAGCUUUCUGUCUUCUAGGUUCCCUCCCCAUAUGGUCCCACCACAUCACACUCUACACACGACCGGCAUUCCCCACCCGGCCAUAGUCACGCCGACUGUCAAACAGGAAUCCUCUCAGAGUGAAGUCGGCUCACUCCACAGCGCAAAGCAUCAGGACUCCAAAAAGGAAGAAGAAAAGAAGAAGCCCCACAUAAAGAAGCCUCUUAAUGCAUUCAUGUUGUAUAUGAAGGAAAUGAGAGCAAAGGUUGUAGCUGAGUGCACGUUGAAAGAAAGUGCAGCCAUCAACCAGAUCCUGGGCCGGAGGUGGCACGCACUUUCCCGAGAAGAGCAAGCAAAGUACUAUGAGCUGGCCCGGAAGGAGCGACAGCUUCACAUGCAGCUGUACCCCGGCUGGUCUGCACGGGAUAACUAUGGGAAAAAGAAGAAGAGGAAAAGGGACAAGCAGCCCGGGGAGACCAAUGAACACAGCGAAUGUUUCCUAAAUCCUUGCCUUUCACUUCCUCCGAUUACAGACCUGAGCGCUCCUAAGAAAUGCCGAGCGCGCUUUGGCCUUGAUCAACAGAAUAACUGGUGCGGCCCUUGCAGGAGAAAAAAAAAGUGCGUUCGCUACAUACAAGGUGAAGGCAGCUGCCUCAGUCCACCCUCUUCAGAUGGAAGCUUACUAGACUCGCCUCCUUCCUCCCCCAACCUGCUAGGCUCCCCCCCCCAGGACGCCAAGUCACAGACUGAGCAGACCCAGCCUCUCUCGCUGUCCCUGAAGCCCGACCCCCUGGCCCACCUGUCCAUGAUGCCUCCGCCGCCUGCCCUCCUGCUUGCCGAGGCCGCCCACGGCAAGGCCCCUGCCCUCUGUGCCAACGGGGCCCUGGACCUGCCUCCCGCCGCUCUGCAGCCGCCUGCCAUCCCCCCCGCAUCUCUGGCACAGCCGUCGACAUCUUCCUUACAUUCCCACGGCGCUCUGGCCGGGACCCAGCCCCAGCCACUGUCCCUCGUCACCAAGUCUUUAGAAUAGCUUUACCCUCCUCAGCCCCGGGUGCUUUGUGGAGUGUUUUCCUCUUGCUUUUUCUUUAUUUCCAGUUCCGCCCCACCCCGCCCCCACCCUCCUGCCCGGUUUUCGUGUUGUCCUCUUCCGUUUGUGCCACGUGGCUACAUUAGUUAAUGUUUAUCGAGUUCAUUGGUCAAUAUUUGACCCAUUCUUAUUUCAAUUUCUCCUUUAAAUAUGUAGAUGAGAGAAGAACCUCAUGAUUCUACCAAAAUUUUUAUCAACAGCUGUUUAAAGUCUUUGUAGCGUUUAAAAUAUAUAUAUAUAUACAUAACUGUUAUGUAGUUCGGAUAGCUUAGUUUUAAAAGACUGAUUAAAAAACAAAAAGAAGAAAAAAAAAAGCAAUUUUGAAGCAGCCCUCCAAAAGGAGUUGGUUCUGUAUUAUUUGUAUUAAAUACGAGCUUGCGAACCAAUCAUUUUACAUCUGGUUUUUAAACCAUAAGGGCACAAGGAAUGCAGUGCCAUUUACUUUUUUUUUUUUUUUCUGUGUGAAACAACUUUUAUUGUGAUGUUACUUGUUAUUGUUUAAAUGUACAGAAACAAAGGGUUAAAAAUGUGUUAAUAUACCUUGUUCCAUGGUGUUGUUCUUUUGGGGGGAGGGGGUUGCUAUUCAACAAUUAAUGGAAUCACAUUGCUGUUGGACCAGUAGUAUUUAUUGCUUUAGAGAUUGCUCGUCGAACCUGUACGUUGUCCCUUUUAAAAUAUGUUUUCCUUUUUCUUGAAACUGUAUAAAGUUUUUUUCCCCUUAGCAUAAGCAUCUUAUAUAUAACAACUCAUUUGUACAAGGUUUUUAAGUUUAUAUAUAAAAUGUGUAUAUAUAUAUUUUUUGUUUCCCUUUUGGACUUUUUUUUUUUUUUUUUUUUUUUUUUUUGCCGUAUGAAACCCAGAUACCGCCAAAUGGACAUUAAUAGUUGCAUUAAAGGAUCAGUAGCAUUAACAAAAGUUGCUUUAAAAGCCAUUAUGUAAAACAAGACUUGAACAUUAGUGAGGGGAUCUUACACGCUGUACCAGCAGCAGUGGGGAUUGUCCCGUUUCCCCUGUGAACUCACAGGCGAGCACCCUGCACCCUGAGGACAUGGACUGACCGUGUGCAAAACUUUAUGUGCCAAAAUUCUCAGUGACUUUAGCUUUCUCCCUCUUUUUGAUGCUGUAAUUUUCGUUCAUCAUGUUUUGCUGUGAUGUUACAUAGGUAGAUUUGUAUGUAGUUUUAAUGUCACCUAUAACAAGACGUGUUUGGUAGCAGAUUGUCCAGAAAGCAUUUUAAAUGAAGAGGUAUAAACCCUUAAGGGCCAAAAAUUCUGUAUAUUAGAUUACUCUUAAAGGAAAAACCAGCUGCCGCUUUUAUGUACCCGUAUGACAUACAAGUAGGUAGCAAACUUUAAAAAUAAAAAAAAAAAUCUAGGCAUGUUGAUGUUACAAAAUGCUGUAUAAAGCUAAACCUGUUCAUUCAGUGCCAUUGUAGUUGACAUGAAGCGAUUGUAAAACUGUCUCCGGUUUUUCUCUGGUUUAUUAAAAUGCUAACUAUAACAUUUUUUUGUGAAUACUUUGAAUGUUUCCUAACAAUUGUGAUGUUACUGUUCCGUUUUAUGCUCUUAUUCCAAUUUCAUUUUUAAUGGUUUGGAAGCCAUUUUUGUAAUGAAUAAAUGUUCAUGCUGUACAGUAUCUGUAGCAUGCCAUUCUGGAUUAAUAAAAGCAACUUAGUAUGUGCAGAUAAA